CUCUCCCCCUUUCUGCUUCUGAAGGACAAUCCAAUGGGUUCUGUAGUUAAAUGACUGAGAGGCUUGCUGCUGCCGUGCUGUCUUAACGCUUUCCCUUCUCUCUCUCUCUCCCUCCACUCUCUCUCUUUCUCUUCCUCUCUUUCUCGCUCCCUCCACUCUCUCUCUCCCUCUACUCUCUCUCUCCCUCUCUCUUUCCCCUCACUCUCUCUCUCCCUCUACUCUCUCUCUCCCUCUCCUCUGAAUGCCAGCCCCCAGCGUAGUCGCUGGAGAGUGGAAGCGGUUGCGGGUGUGGGGGCGGCGGCAGCAGCAGGAGGAGGAGGAGGAGGAGGAGGAGUGUAGGAGUUGCUCUUCGUCCCGGCGUUCCGUGUGGCUGUCCCAGCGGAGGAUGUGAGCCGGUGGGACCGUUCCCCUCUUCUCUCUCCAGCCGGAGGCGUGAAAGUUUGCGGUGGGACCGGACGGCGCUCUGCCCGCCUGUCGGGAGGGUGUUUAAAAGCCUGGAGAUGGGAAACUGCUCUCACUCGCCCGUCUGGAACCUUUAAUUACAUUUUUAAGCAACGCCUUCUUUCACGUUGAUUUUUUAAAAAUUGGGUGAACUUUCCCACGGUGCUCUGGGGCUGGACGUGUUCCUGGAGGAGGCGGAUGGAGGCUUCCUAACAUGUGAUUUUUGGGGUUUUGGAAAAAUUACGUUUGUUUUGCACAUAGCAAAAGUGGAUUAACUACCCCCUCCCCCCCCCUUCCGCCCCUGGUUUUCUGCUGGGAGGGGGCACUGCCUGUACCUGGGGGGAGGAGUGUCAGGAGGAGGGGGCGGGUGAAAGAGGACCCCCCCGCGGGCCUGGGGGGCCAUGGCAGCCCUCGCCAGCUCCCUGAUCCGACAGAAGAGGGCAGUGAGAGAGGACCAGACCAGCCGUCCCGUCACCAGCAAGCGCAAGCCCUCCCCCAAGAGCAACAAGUCCCUGUGCCAGAAGCAGCUCCUGGUGCUCAUCUCCAAAGUGCGUCUGUGCGGAACACGGAGAGGAAGGACAGAGAAGAGACCCGAGCCGCCGCUGAAAGGCAUCGUUACGCGGCUGCACUGCAGACACGGGUUCGACCUGCAGAUCCUGCCAGACGGCACUGUGAGGAACCGCGACGAGACAGCCUUGUAAUCGUCCCUCUCCCAGUUUAACCUGGUUCCAGUGGGUCUGCGCAUAGUGGCCAUCCAGGGGAUGGAGGCAGGGCUGUAUCUGGCCAUGAACAGCGAGGGAUACCUGUACACCUCCGAGCACUUCACGGCGGAGUGUAAAUUUAAGGAGAGUGUGUUUGAGAACUACUACGUGACGUACUCCUCCCUGCUGUACCGGCAGAGCCAGUCUGGCCGGUGCUGGUACAUCGGCAUCAACCGGGACGGCCAGGUCAUGAAGGGGAACCGCGUCAAAAAGACCAAGGGCGCCGCCCACUUCCUUCCCAAAGUUAUCGAGGUGGCCAUGUAUAAGGAGCCUUCUCUGCACGAGCUGGCAGAGCAGAGCCCCCCCAGGAAGACGGUGAAGACGGGCGACUCGCCCUCCCCGCCAAAACCAGACUCCUCGUAGCCGGGGGAACGCCACUGCAGCUACCCACCAUGCACUGGGGCAGCACAGCCCGCUCCACGGGGCUCCAUGCGCCAAAAAGGCUCUGAUUGGCUGAGAGAAUCAGCCAUGGGCAGGGCUGGGAUUGGGAUUGGCUGAGAAAAUUAGCCAGAGGCAGGGCUGCAAGGGUCAUCAAAUCACCGGGAAGUUUAGGCGAGACCCGUGAACUGUCUCCAGUCACCUUUCAACUUUCACACCAAGUUCUGCUGCUCUCAGGGUUGCCAUGGGAAUCAAUAAUCUCCCACCAGCCAGACAGCCUCCUAUUUCAAUACCAAACAACCCGCUCCCCCACUCCUGUUUCUCCUGCUCCUCAAACCCGUUCUCCCUCUGCAUGCCGGCACUUGCACCAGUGUUCCAUAUGACAUCACAAUCACCUUUGUGAGCUGUUUAUCGCCGUGGCGACCCCUCAGGGCCAGCCCACAUGGCUGUGCGUGGAGAGGCCACGUUCCAGCAUUCCUGAACUGAGCGCGGUAACCACGGCGAUCUGGCAGUGCACUUCCUGCUGAUGGGAGGUUCUGAGAGUGGAGAUCGGAUCAGAACAUCCCGGGGUACAGAGAGAGGCUCCAGAACAAACACACACUUCCACCCCCCCCCCCAGCCCACCCCCAGCUCACUCAGGGAGAAAGGGAACAGGGAAAUCAGAGACUAAACCUUAUAAACCUCUGUCAUCUUCCCCAUCUCCAUUUCCUCCUUACUGCUCUCUUUCUGUCAGGUGAGCAAGUGAGAGAAGGGAAGAGAGGUGUGCGUGUGUGUGUGUGUGUGUGUGUGUGUGUGUGCGCGCGUGCGUGUGACAAUUUGAGAAUAUUUCUCUCUGUUUUCAGUCCUGUAUGAAAAAGUCCUAUAUGCUAACAUGCACUGGCUGUUGAUAGCUAUUUAUAUGAUUAGACAUGUACGUUUGUUUAAAUGUAUGUUUGUAUAAAUAAGCUUCACAAAUAUGCAGUUUCAUGUGGCAUGUGCAAGCAAGCUCAAACCGGUGAGGUUGCAGGUUUGAUUCCCGUGAGAGGCACUGCCAUCUCCUGGGGCUUCACGCACAGAAUCUGCACGGACUUCGUACAAAUUUUUAUCAUACAACCAGUAACUAAACUGUGCGUACGCGCGAUUGCUAAACCACACCCCCAGUCACACACGGAAGAGAUCAGCCCCCUUGCUGUCGAGGGAAACGAUCAAACAAUCAAGCGUGCGGUGGAUCUAGGGAGGAGCCACAAGCGGUGUGCGGGUGCAAACAUGUGAGGGGGGCAGGUGUGUACCUGCUGCCCAGCGCUGCCCACGCCCCGUAAAGCUCACACCGGCAGUUGGCAUGACUCGUUCUUUCCUGAAAGUGCAGCAGGGCGUGCAAGAGGCUGUGGUUUUCCACGCAGC
Molecule: messenger RNA, 2960 nt
Organism: Anguilla rostrata (American eel)
Lineage: Eukaryota; Metazoa; Chordata; Actinopteri; Anguilliformes; Anguillidae
Product: fibroblast growth factor 11-like
Exons: 5
Biological process (GO): regulation of voltage-gated sodium channel activity
Cellular component (GO): cytoplasm; nucleus
Molecular function (GO): sodium channel regulator activity; growth factor activity
Source: RefSeq, a predicted model, not a curated record